UCAACGCUUGAUUCCGUUCGGCGAGCGUGGAAAUCCGUUGCGGAGUUGGUUAGGAGCAUUAUCUGCAAGGAAUUUUGGAAAAAUGGCCCGUACAAAGCAGACUGCCCGAAAGUCUACGGGAGGCAAGGCCCCACGUAAGCAGCUGGCCACCAAAGCUGCUCGCAAGUCUGCACCUUCAACUGGUGGCGUGAAGAAGCCCCAUCGUUACAGGCCUGGUACCGUGGCUCUGCGUGAGAUUCGUCGCUACCAGAAGUCGACGGAGCUGUUGAUCCGCAAGUUGCCGUUUCAACGGCUGGUGCGUGAGAUCGCGCAGGAUUUCAAGACGGAUCUCCGCUUCCAGAGCGCCGCGAUCGGUGCGCUGCAGGAAGCCAGCGAGGCAUACCUGGUCAGCCUCUUUGAGGACACCAACCUGUGCGCCAUCCAUGCCAAGCGAGUCACCAUCAUGCCGAAGGACAUUCAGCUGGCCCGGCGGAUCCGUGGCGAGCGCGCCUAAGCUGGCGACGCAAAAUCGGCGCCCGAACACCCUCCACUGGCCGCCGCCCCGCUCAUAAAGUCUACUGCCAAUAACCAGGAGUCCGCGCAGAGAAUGUGUCCGCGCGUGCGCACGGCCUACCGCGACCCGCGCUUGCGGCGCGCGCGCAGCUAGGUUUUAUUUAUUCACCUCCCACAGUUCCACACACAUGGUCGGGGCUCCGUGUUGUCAGGUGUUGGCCUCUGUCGCGGCAGUUGCGCCCCGCCCGGCUGUCCGGUUGGGCGAACGGCGGGCAGUCACGCUGUUGGCGGAAAGCGCCGCGAGGUGGAGGCGCCGCUUGGUGUCAGUCGUGUGCGUGACUCGGUGUAGAAUCAUUUCUUUUGUAUCGUUUCAUCGAAUGUGUAGGACGAUCUCCACGAGUAUGACAGCCCCGUGUGGACGUUAUGUCGGUGCUGUUUUUGCGCUUGAGCGGUCCAAGGAGGUGAAUUUUUUUCUUUUUCCGGGAUGCAAAAAUAUGGCACAUGCUUGAGAAUUGUUUUAAUGUAAGUGAUUUGCUCGUGUCUUCCUCACGUCAUCCGUGUAUAUAGUUAGUGCUGUUCCACUCUGCAUGUAUCGUUUCAGGCCAAGAUGUUCAUUUAGGAAAGGUUUCUUUUCAUUGGCCACCAAAUAGUUGGUCUCGUGAUUGCCUAAAACUUAGUUAUAACAUUUGUUUUUGUCUAGCAUGGAUGUGUGGGUGUGUGCUUGAGCAUCUUUUUUAUUGUAAGAGAUCUGUUUGGACAUUUGGAGGUAGACUGGAUUCAAGUGCAAGUACAAAAGUCUGUCCAACUCUCCAAAUUUCUACAGACUGAGAAUAGAUUGGAUGUAAUACAUAUCGCGUCUCACU
This is a messenger RNA of Pollicipes pollicipes, 1355 nucleotides long. Its product is annotated as histone H3.3A. Lineage: Eukaryota; Metazoa; Arthropoda; Thecostraca; Pollicipedomorpha; Pollicipedidae. Gene Ontology annotation, cellular component: nucleosome. The record is from RefSeq and is a predicted model, not a curated record. The transcript has 3 exons. Bases 83 to 493 code for a protein of 136 amino acids. Gene Ontology annotation, molecular function: structural constituent of chromatin; protein heterodimerization activity; DNA binding.